GAACAUAUACACUCAUUUUCAUCUUUUGUUUCAGGCACAGAAUACCUACAUCGGCUGAAGAUGGCCACUACUUGUCUAAUAUGCAAGCACCCUUUGGGUUCGAGGCUGAACAUCUUCAAGACCCGCACCAACUUUUCCAAGACAUUGGUGUCUUCCAAGCUAUCUAAGUUGGUCCAGGCCAAUUUUAGACAGGAGGCGAUGGAGGACACCCAGGACAUCUGUGUCAGCUGCUCAGCUCUGAUCAACCAGGUGGAUGAGUGCGAGAUCAAACUGAUGGCUCUGGAGAACGAGGUGAAGCUCAAGUACAAGAUGCCGUUCCCGAUCGAGGUCCACAGCCGGCGCUCGGAGGCUCCGAUCCCUCCCCCGGCUCCUCCCGCGCCUCCCCCCGGCCCGGCGGCGGCGGCGGGGGAGGCGGCACCGGUGGAGUCUCCGCCGGCGGCGGCGCCGGCCGGCGGACAGGCGGCGCAGCACGAGCCGGCUGCCGGGGCCGAGCAGGAGUUCAGCUUUAUCAGCAUCGACGAGUCGGCACUGGACAACCCGACCAUCGUACUCGAGGCCGGCGACGUGGGCGUGGAUGGACACAACGUGGUGGUCUACAGGGAGCCGUAUGGGUCGCACCAAACGCUCAGUUACGACCCCUCCAUGUCAUACCUGGCUCAGCUGGAGGCCUCGCAAAUACGCGGAGAUGACGUCACGGACACCGCGGCAGAUCAAAUGGACCUAGAGGCCGCCUCUGCGGAGCGGCGGCGGCGGCCGGCCGGCGGAGGGAGGCGGCGCCGGGGCAGCGGACCGCUGGCCACCGACGGCUCCGGUGUCUACUUCUGCGACCUCUGCGACGAGACGUUCGCCAGUCAGGACGGCCUGCGCGCUCACAAGGUAUCGCACGCCAGUGACCGCAGCUUCCCCUGCCGGUUUUGUCACCGGAUUUUUGCUACAAAUAUGGCGCUCCACCAUCACUGGAACGAGGAACAUCCUAUGAAGUUACAGCCGUGUCCGUACUGCGACAAACGGUUCAUCAACAAAUCGAACCUGAACCAGCACAUCAACACGCACCAGGCGCCCCGGUUCAGCUGUGAAGUAGCGGAAUGUAGCCGCCAGUUCCACACGCGAGGCGACCUGCGCAAACACAUGGUGUUCAAACACUCCACGGAGAAAAACUUUCCCUGCCCGGACUGCGAGCUGAGCUUCAAGGUCAAUUGGCUUCUGACGCGACACAAGGUGCGGGUGCACUCGCAGGUCUGAGACAGUCUCCCCCCUCCCCCCCCCCGGACUGGGGUACAGUGAGUGUUCAAAUACCGCAUUUGUGAUUUAGGGGGGAUGUUGUGAUUUAAUACCGUGUUAGGUUGACUGAAGGUACAGGCUCGUGUUGCCAUGACGACGAACUAGUGAGUGAGUGAAUACCAGCUGAGUGAGAGUUGCCGUGCGUCGGCGGAACAAUGGUUGCCAUGGAGAUCACAAUCGACUCCGAAGGUGCGUUGCCAUGCCAACCAGAGCGCGGGAGCUUUUUGAUCUGGGAGAGGCGCUGUGAAGCCACGUGUUACGAGACACGUGUUUGUACCACGUGGACUGCGAAUCACACGCGGCACGUACGGGGAAGGGACCACGGGGGUGGGCAAGUCUAGAGACCCGAUCCACACAUUUCUGUCUAGUUUUGUAGCCUUUAGUUAAAUAGUACAUGCUAGCCUAGUGAGGUAAAAGGUAGUGGAUAUUAUGAACGCCGCUGCGUACUGGGCGUUUCCUACCAAAGCACCUAUCGUACCACUGCGGUAACUGAGGUGAGACAGAGCGCCCCUGCACGCAAUGAGAAUUCCGUGAGUGUCUCGACUUCAUACAGCCUAGAAUUGGACCCCAGUGGGUCUGUACAAAACAGUAUAUAGGGACAUCAGGUAGGGCUUGUAGCUAGACGUGUAUGCAGGUGAUUUGAGCAUGCGGCGAACUCUUGAAUAGUGAUUCGUGGAUGCGUGAAUAUGUUGAAUCGAUCUGUCGCUUGUUUUAUCAUUAAGUGAUUUAUACUUUUCACCAUGUCCAACCACCACACUCAGCGCUAAAUGAAAUGUUCAUUUUCAUCUGGUCAUUUGAAAAUAUUUUCGAACAAACUU
This is a messenger RNA of Amphibalanus amphitrite, 2099 nucleotides long. Its product is annotated as myc-associated zinc finger protein-like. Lineage: Eukaryota; Metazoa; Arthropoda; Thecostraca; Balanomorpha; Balanidae. The record is from RefSeq and is a predicted model, not a curated record. The transcript is spliced from 9 exons. Bases 61 to 1242 code for a protein of 393 amino acids.